GCCUUGUCACUCCAUUUGACUUCCCUGUUACGCGACAUCGCGAACAAGCCAAAGUUAACAGCAUGACUAACAAUACCUACCUUGGUUACUAACGCCUCGUCCUGGUCUGGUAACCCUUUUGCGCACCAAAUCUCGCCACAAUCUCACCAGCAACCAUCACGUGAAAGCUACCAUCAGUAACAUACCUGAUACAGAAAGACGCCCAUCAGCACUUGGUCAAAUACCGACCGCCCACCUUAUAAGAUCAAAACCAAAAUGAGGAUAAAGAUGAGAGCGAAGACUGCGCUGCGCCUGAAUCGUUGCCAACACCGCGCAUUAGCCAUUGUCUUCCCACCAUGACGGCAACAUCCGGACAUCUCGAAGCUUUUGCGCCCUUAACCUGGGCCACACCGUACCUCACUUCCCCGAACUGGGUUGCUUGCGAACGCCAGCGAGGCACCGAAUCAGGUGAAGAUACGGACCGAUUUUGCCGCGACACGAUGCGCGCAAAUAAUGGCGUCCGACACUGGCUAGAGCUCUACGAGAAACCUGCGCCUGGCGCCAAAGUCACAAAAUCCAUAUCUCUGAUCAAAUAUGGUACCGGCUUGAACGGCUUCCCAGGCAUCUGUCAUGGUGGCGCGCUAUUGACGCUCAUGGAUGAAGCAAUGCUGCACAUCCUUGUCGCCAAUACAGUGCUUGAAAACGGCCUUGGCUUUAUGAAAGUUGGGGAAGACUAUUGGAGGCUACAGCUCCAUGAUGGAAAGUCGGCACAAGAGGUGCUCAAGGGCCGAUUAGCGACGGCAACAAUGGACGUGAAACUCCUGGCGCCGGUGCUUUGCCCAGGUGUUGUCGGCAUUGAGACGGAGGUACUUGAAGACAGAAUCACCAAGAUGAGGAUGAAAGCUACGAUGAGGGAUCGACAGGGCAAGCCGUUACUCAAAGUGGAAGGAUUGUGGGUCAAGAUUCGCGGUGCAGCAAAACUAUAACUGCGGGCAGCAAUCUUGUACCAAAUGUACCACGGGAAUCAGACACACUUUUACGAUAGUCCUCUACGCUCUUGUUUUUCCUCAAACAAACUCGAGUAACUUGCCACCAAACGUCUAUCCCCAUCACACGUGCGCAGGGAUCCCGGUUGAUUUCGCAUUGAUCUCGGACACACUAACCAACACGAGACCUUUAAUCUAUUGGUCCUUCCUGCAACGGCAAACCUCCGGGGCCAGUACCUGUAGUAAUGUGUGCACUGUGCAGCAUGUAAACACACAUGCUACCCCUCUGACCUACCAUUCGCCAUGACGUCUGAGGUAACCUAACCCAUCUAGCACCACACCUGCGAGUCACUGCAUCAGACAUCAAGGUCUUUGUAUACUUAAGAGUAAAGGUGUAUUGACAUGAAGACUACAUACACCAUCAAGUUGACGAGUU
This is a messenger RNA of Alternaria alternata, 1401 nucleotides long. RefSeq lists its product as hypothetical. The transcript has a single exon. NCBI's taxonomy places the organism in Eukaryota, Fungi, Ascomycota, Dothideomycetes, Pleosporales, Pleosporaceae. The record is from RefSeq and is a predicted model, not a curated record. Bases 336 to 965 code for a protein of 209 amino acids.